Molecule: messenger RNA, 6243 nt
Organism: Dromaius novaehollandiae (emu)
Lineage: Eukaryota; Metazoa; Chordata; Aves; Casuariiformes; Dromaiidae
Product: transcription factor SOX-17-like
Exons: 2
Coding region: 59-1285 (408 amino acids)
Biological process (GO): heart development; positive regulation of transcription by RNA polymerase II; angiogenesis
Molecular function (GO): DNA-binding transcription activator activity, RNA polymerase II-specific; RNA polymerase II cis-regulatory region sequence-specific DNA binding
Source: RefSeq, a predicted model, not a curated record
CCGUCCCGCGGCCCCCUGCGGAGUCCCGGCGCGGCGGCGGCGGCGCGGCCGUCCCGAGAUGAGCAGCCCCGAUGCGGGCUACGCCAGCAGCGACGACCAAGCGCCGGGGCGGUGCUCGCUGCCCAUCAUGAUGCCGGCCAUGGGCCCCUGCCCCUGGGCAGAGUCGCUGAGCCCGCUGGGCGAGGCGAAGGCGAAGAGCGAGGCGGCGCCGUCGGGGGCGGCGGGCGGCCGCGGCAAGAGCGAGGCGCGCAUCCGGCGGCCCAUGAACGCCUUCAUGGUGUGGGCGAAGGACGAGCGCAAGCGGCUGGCGCAGCAGAACCCGGACCUGCACAACGCCGAGCUCAGCAAGAUGCUGGGUAAAUCGUGGAAGGCGCUGUCGCUGGCGGAGAAGCGGCCGUUCGUGGAGGAGGCGGAGCGGCUGCGGGUGCAGCACAUGCAGGACCACCCCAACUACAAGUACCGGCCGCGGCGGCGGAAGCAGGUGAAGCGCCUGAAGCGCGUGGAGAGCGGCUUCCUGCAGCACGGCCUGGCGGAGGCGGCGGCGCCCGGGCUGGGCGGCGAGGGCGGCGGCGGCGGCGGCGGCAGGAUGUGCGUGGAGGGCCUGGGCCUGCCCUACGGCGAGCCGGGCUACGCGGCGGGGCCGGGCGCGCUGCCGCCGGCCGUCGGCCACUACCGGGACUGUCCGCCGCUGGGCGCCGCCUUCGACGGCUACAGCCUGCCGACGCCGGACCCGUCGCCGCUGGACGCGGCGGAGAGCGAGGCGCCCUUCUUCGCGGCGGGGCUGCAGGAGGAGUGCGCGCUGGUGCCCUACAGCUACGCGCCGCACGCGGCGGCCGAGUACGCGCCGGCGGCGGCCGAGAGCCCGGCGGGCGCGGCGCUGCGGCGGCACCUGCCGCCCGGCGAGCCCCUGGGGCCGGGCGGCUCGCUGCCGGGCCUGCUGGGCUGCCCGGCGCCGCUGCACGCCUACUACGGGCAGAUGUGCCAGCCGCCGGGCCCGGGGCGCCCACUGCCGCCGCCGCCGGCGGGCGGGCAGCCGUCGCCGCCGCCCGAGGCGGUGCCGUGCCGGGAGCCGCUGGAGCACCUGCCGCAGGACGAGCUGCUGGGCGAGGUGGACCGCACCGAGUUCGAGCAGUACCUGCACUUCGCCUGCAAGCCCGAGCUGGGGCUGCCCUUCGCGGGCCACGACGCCGCGGGGCUGCCGGCGCCCGAGGGCGCGGGGCCGGUGUCGGCGGCGGUGUCGGACGCCAGCAGCGCCGUCUACUACUGCGGCUACGCCGACGGGUGAGGCCGGGGGCACGGCGCGGACUGCCAGCGAAGCGCCCGGCCCCGCUCCUAUUUAUGUAAUUUAUUUGAAUGCUCUCUGGAGAGUUUUGGCAACCCGUUCUGGGUGGAAAUAUGCCAGUAUCGCACAGAUUAAAAGCAGGUAUUUAAAACAGUCCAUCACCUGAGGUGCCAAGAAGUUUACACUUUUUCUCCUUGAUGCCAAAAAUUAUCAUCGCACUUGCAGAUCAGCACCAUUACUUGUCUGCCCUGAACACGUUUUUACUAACUGUUUUUUAAGUAUACAGUAUACAUCCUUUUUUGUACUUCAGGUAAAUAAAUUGAUGUACCGUUGUUUCUGUCAUUUUUUUUUUUGUUCAUAUGGUCCUUUAAAGAGACUAAUAUAAAAUCCAUCGUGCUUUAGUUGCAGUAAGGUGAACACAGAUCAUGUGUGACACUUUUCUUCCUAUAACAUUGAUUACAAAGAAGUAAAACACUCUCCAAGACCAAAGAAGUUUGUUGAAGGCUAGACCUGUGCUGCUGUUUCUUCGAACAGAAAACACAUGGCUGUUCUUAAUAUUGUUCUUGGUGUAUAUUUUUCUUUCUUGUUUGUAGGUGUCAACUAGAAUUUGCAACUAUCAUUAAUGCACUGGGGAAAAACCUCCUCCCUUGAAACUAUGACAUCUCUAACAGGAAAAUCUAGAAUCCUUUGAGAUUCUGCUUUUAAAAUGUCUGGCAGCCCAUCAGGUUUGGAUGCUGGUAGGCGAAUAUGACUUCUCUUUAUGUACCCAUUUCUAUUUGAACAAAACAAUUUGCAAUGACCCACAGAUAAUAUUGGUACUGUAAUUUUUAAAUUAAUCUACCUUCAACUAGUUUAAGCCCUUCUGUCUCAUGGGGUUCAGGCGCCUACCAGUAAGGGGAGAAAAACAAAACAAAACAUGUUGCCCAAGCACUCAUCUCACUUGCUCUCAAUAAACUGCCAGUAACGAUUAGGCAUUAAAACAGAAGCCUUUUUAAUAUGUGUUCAGCUGUACUGCUCUGUGACAUUUCUGCCAGUGCAAGAAUGCAUAGAUUCUCAUCAUAAUGCUACCUUCAAACAUAAAGCUAAGUGACACUUCUGAUGACUAUCUUUCAUUUGAAUUGCAGAGAAUUUUAAAUAUUUUAAUUAGCAAAUGACAAUUCAAAUGCGAUAUGAAUGACAUUCAUAAUACAAUUAUUUAUCUGUACAAGUACUUUUAUCUUGCACUGGAAUCUUAGACUAUGGAGCUGUGGAUGAAGAAACCCAGCAAAAGUUCCAGUUGUAUAGUCCAUGCCAUUUUCAUUCAAGUUAAUAUAACUAGCCAGUUAAUAUAACAACCAUUUUCUGAACAUGCUAUGUAUACAGAGCCAACUGAAAUAUUUUCAAACAAAUAUUCCAGUAGAAGUAUACUUGGGCAGAUGGUGUUUCAUCUAUUAAUUCAAAAAGUGUAAUUUAAGUUGGAUCAAAGUAAAUAAUGAUUAUAUCCAGAAUUUGGUUAAUUUUAGUGAAAUUUAACUGUGUGUGCAUGUAAUAUUGGCAUAAUUCACUUCAAGUCAUAGUUGCCUCAAAUUAUUGUCAGGUAGUUUUUCUGAAGUUUACAAUGGGAAAAGUGCAAAGGCCAGUGUCAGGUUUCUAAUAUUAGGGACUUAAGUACAAGAUGGGAAAUAGGACCUGGUAUAUGUAAGUGUUUUUAGAACAAUACAGACAUGCUUAUUUGAAUAUGAUGUGUAUGUCUGGAAAGAAACUUUGAACAUGUUGCAAUUACAGGCAGAUAUAAAUUUAACAACAGUGAGACCCUUGUAGUUGAAAGGGUUGGAUUAGUGCAGUGUUGUCCCUCCUAGACAACUAGCCCUAGUGGUGGCAACCGUGGUAGUCCUUCUCUUUCAGUAAUGGAGUGCUAAAACUAUAGGAGUUGUUGUUGCACAUGCCCUUGCAAAAAAUGUGGUUGGUUAAAAGGAAAGGACUAGCAAAGACCCAGGUACUAGAUGUUUACACUCUGAAUAGACAUGUAGGUAUAUUGAAAUAAUAUGAAUUUUGUUUGUAUUCCUUUCUUUUCUUGUUUCAAUUUGUUACAGAUAUCCCAAGACUCAUUUUUUUCUAUAAUACAGUGGUGUUAUAGCUACCCGUAUAACUGGACUAAGUUACAUGAUUUUAAAAUCAUAUGUUUAUGUUCCUUUUUGAAACAUUAGCAGUAUUCACUGUACUUGACACCCUAAACAUUCCUACACUGUUUAUACAUCCUCUUUCCAUUCUCAGACCACCAAGUGUCUUUCCUUUUGUCUGAAUCCUACCCAUAUUUGGUCCAUCUCCUUACUUCCUUUGGUUUUUUUUAACCUCUUUUUAGUUCCUGCUCUUAGUUUCCCACUGUCUUUAUCCCUGUCCCUACUCCUCAAUUUCUCAUGAUUCUUCUCCUGCCCCAACCAUGUUCUCUUUCCUACUUCAUUAUGUCCCCUCAUCUUGUGUUUCCUCCUUUUCCCCCUCCUGCCACUGCUGGUGCCUGCUGUUAGCCCAAGAGCUAUCUCCAGCCUCAUGAGCUUCUUGUUUUGUUCUCCUGUUUCACAUUUCAUGGCCCAGUUCUCCUCAUCACUCUUAAACCACCCACCUUAACCCAAUUCUGCUGAUGGAUGAGUAAAAGUUGUAUCUACAGCCUGGCAAAGACAAUUUCUCUGUGCUUAGUGUAGUUGAUACCACAACAGUUGCUAGAAUUCAGGAGCAGCAGUAGCAGGGAAAGCUGUUCUUUUCAGUGUCUGUACCUGGGGCAAAGCAUGCUCAUGAAGUCUCUGCUGAGUAUUUUGCUGCCAGGUUUAACAUAAUUGUAGCACAACUUUUCUUUCCAAAAAAGUUUAUAGCUUGGGCGACUUUUAUUAGGGGACAAUGGAAGUCAUGUCUCUGAGAUGAAAAAGUCACGUCUCCCAGGCUGAAUAUUCAAACCAUUCUGCAAAAUAUAAGGCUCAACAAAAGGAUUCUAAUAUUGACUUAAUAUGGUUGAAAGAACAUAUCUUCUCUAGCCUAAAUUUCAGAAGUGUCUGACUCGUUUUAGCUGAACCUUCUGUAAUAAUUCAGAGCCAUCUAAGCCAGCUGUCCAGCAUGGAAAAUUUCUGGUCCAAAAAUGUCGCUAUAGGUAACUGACUUCCAGUUCUUGAAAUGGAAAGUUUGAAGUGACCCUAAUUGCAGGGAACACUGUCUGUGUCAUGAUCGGCAUCAGCUGAGUUAUAGUACUUGUGCAUUUGGCUGUCUACUGGAGAAGAGCACUGAUUUAAGAACUAUUAGCAUAAUUUAAUGACUAUAUUGGUUCAGGUAUAAGACAUUUACUUUUCAAAAAUUCUUAUGUAAAGAAAAUCCAGUUUGUCCUAUACUCACAGACUACACUGAGUACAUUCUCAAUAACAUGUAGUCUGGUUAAGAGUUAUGUAUGCAAGCAGAGCAACCAGAGAUAUCUGCUCUGGUUGCUUAGCUAGUCUGUGGCAUAUACAGCACCUCCUUUGAUGCUGAAGUCCAAGUGUGGGUGGUAGGGGCCUGGUUCACUGUUGAUUUUCCAUAGCUGCUGCAGGAUGAGCUCAUGUGCGGAUAUGUGUUGGCCAUGUCAAUCCCUGGUGGUUCUCACUGUCCCAAUUAACUCAGGUUGUCAGAGCAAGUUUCUGGAACUCUUAAAGGGACUGUUUUUUCUUCUGUCAGGGUAAAACAAGGGUCAUCAUAUAUUCAAGGCCACCACAUCUUCAAUCUGGUAUGGUAAGCUGAAAAGCUCAGUGUGGUUGCUCUCAAAUAUUUUAGCAAUAUGCAUCAAAUUAUUUUAUUUUGAUUACCCCUUUUAUUUUAUUUUGCUUUGUUUUGUUUUGUUUAUUUUGUUUUAAUUGUAUUCCUUAGAUCCUAAGGAAGCCACAUUGUUUUGAUUAAAUUGGUUUCCUUAUUACCAGAGUGAAACUGGUAUUGUCCCCUUUACAGAUACUCUUUAAAAUACUGAUUUACUUACUGAAAAUCUUAGUCAUUCUUAAAUGAGUGUAGAUGUUCAGAGAAGAUAAAUAUAUUAAGUGUUUCAGGAACCAAUAUAUUUAUGGAUGUAUAUAGAAUGAUUACUAAAUUAAUCUAAGUUGAUAUAUACCUUUUAAAAUAGAUUUAAGAGUAUGCCUGGAUUACAGGUUGCACUACAAAGUAGAGAAGCCUGGGCUAGUUAAUGUAGUGGAAACAAUUUAACUACAGCGAUGUAGUCCUAAAUAAUAGCUAAUUUAUACUUCGUGUCAGGGUAAAUUAUGAAUAAGCACCUUGGCUUACCCCAGUGUUUUUAAAACGUAUAUUUAAUUAAAUGGGUUCAUGAUUGUGUAGAGACAGGGGAUUUCUGACGAGAUGUAUUGCAGUUCAUGGAAGGCCUUCCUACUGAAAAAAGUAACAUAUACUCCUUAUUUCUUUCAUUUUUUUCUGUUUUUUGAGAUUUUAAACAUUAAAUCUGCAUUAUAUUCUGGUGUGCUGCUGAGUAUUUGAGAUUAAAUGCAGGCUGAAACUGUCUGUUUUAGAGGCAAUUAAAGCAUUAAUAUACAUUAGUAUAUAUCAUUUAUAUAAUGCCUUCCAUUUGAAGGUGCCACAGCUCUUAGAACAUAAAUGAGAUAAGCUUCAAAGUAGACUUUUGAGAAAAAGAAACAAACAACCAAAGGUCAUGGCCUAUGUCUCCUGACACAAAUAAAACUGAGAGACUAAUCUAGAUAUCAUGGGUUCCUUAGUAAAAAGAAUCUCAAAAUGAAUAGCACCAGGAAAAAUACAGAAAAUUUUAGUGCACAUGUGGAAAUGCCAUUUGAGGUGUUCAUAAAAUUAAAAUGCUGAUUAUCCUGAAACUUUUUAAGUCUCCAUGAAUUUCACAAUGAAAUCAACUUUAAGUUUCUGUUUUCGGAUUAUUUCAGAACACUUCUUAUAGGAAUGUAUUUCAUCUGUAAUCUCAAUAAAGAGCAAAAUAAAAAUGUCUGAGCUGUUGGGUC